AUGGCGUCAGAUAAUGAUUAUGAUAUAUUUGAUUAUAAUUCAAAUCAAGAUUCUUUUGACAUCGAUUAUCAAAUUGAUCUAUUUGAGCUUGGUCAAUGUUUAAAAUCGAGAAAAAGUAAACGAAAACUCAAGAAGUCUUCACAUUCAAUCUCAUUGAAAGCUCUCAAAUCCCAACCAAAACCAGUUAAAGUGAGUUAUCAUCCUAAUAUUGGUAUAAGUGAUAUUCGUCUUGCACCAAUAGACCAAUCUGUUCAAAAAGAUUUUAUGAAAACGUUAAAUGAAAAUAUUUCUUAUUCACCAGAUUUAAUUUAUCAUGGUACAAAAUCAGAUAAUAUCAAAAGUAUUCUUCGUUAUGGGUUUUUGAUACCAAGUCAAGCUCAUCCAUCUGAUAGCUGA
Molecule: messenger RNA, 396 nt
Organism: Rotaria sp. Silwood1
Lineage: Eukaryota; Metazoa; Rotifera; Eurotatoria; Philodinida; Philodinidae
Source: the annotation of a GenBank genome assembly